Molecule: messenger RNA, 2951 nt
Organism: Drosophila erecta
Lineage: Eukaryota; Metazoa; Arthropoda; Insecta; Diptera; Drosophilidae
Gene: chm
Product: histone acetyltransferase KAT7
Exons: 8
Coding region: 16-2451 (811 amino acids)
Biological process (GO): regulation of DNA-templated transcription
Cellular component (GO): nucleus
Molecular function (GO): zinc ion binding; histone acetyltransferase activity
Source: RefSeq, a predicted model, not a curated record
UUCUGCGAUACAAAAAUGGCCUUGGAGUCCGGCAGCAGCAGCUCGGAGUCGGGCAGCUCCUCCACCAGCGGAUCCACCAGUUCCGAGACGGGCAGCAGCUCGGACACGGAUUCCAGCAGUGCGACGCCGGAGGAGAAACCAUCCACGAAUUCCUCCGCCAAAUCGCAGACGCAAACGCCACAACAAACGAAUUCCGGGAAUGCACAGAGAAGAAAGCCUGCUCCUCCGGCGGCGGAGGAAAAAUCCAAGGCGAAUGUAGCGCCCUCCGUCAGGAAAGUAACUAAUCCUCCCAAAAGUAAACUCUCCAGCGAUGACGACGAGGAUGAGGAUUCGGCGCCGCCGGCCAAGAAGAACGCCCGUGCCAUGGGCAGUUCCACUGUAACAGCGGCAGCUGCCGCCUCUGCAGCCAGAAGGAAACCACCCGCGUCCGUCAACAAGCCCAGCAAUCCAGCUAACAAACCCAGCAAUCCUACCCAGCGAUCAGCAAACAACAACACCAACCGAUCACUGGAAAACGGCGAGGGCAAACGACCCUCGCUCUCCUCCUCGUCCAACAGUACGGAUGACUCAAUGAAGAUCGUCAAGAACGGCCGCAAGGUUCCCCUCAAAAUGGCCAGCACGGUGAGGCCAAAGCCAAUCCGAGGAAAACUGCCGCCGGCAAAGAAAAAUGGGGGAGGACCGGUGAUCAGCAGUGACGGCAGUUCGGACUCCGAAAGUGGCUCCAACUCAGGCGAUGAAUCAAGCUCUGGAAGCGAGUCUGAAGGAAGUGAUUCCAGCAACUCCUACAGCUCGCAGCCAGUAAAAGGAGGAGCUAAAGGUAAGAGGAGCGGUCCAACAAAAAUGCAAAACUCAGACAGCGAAGAAGAGCGAAAAGACAAGGCCAAUCCCAUGAGGAAACUCACCCGUUCACUCAGCAUGCGAAGGACAAAACAGCAGCCCAAACAGGACACCGAUUCUGAAUCCGAUGGCGACCUAGAAGAUGACAAAAUGAUGAUCUCCAAGAGUGCCGCCAAAAAGCCAGCGCCCUCGAAUUUGAACGCCAGCAAAAGCAAGGUGAAAAGGGAAUCCAUCGGAAUCAGCAGUGGAGUCCUGAGCUCCAUUAAAUCCCGACCCGUGUCACCUAUUACCCAGACAGAAAAGAAGUGCCCCAUCGAGGGCUGCGAUUCAUCCGGACACCUGAGUGGCAAUUUGGACAAGCACUUUUUGCCAGAGGCCUGUCCUAUCUACCACAACAUGUCCGCCUCGGAGUGUAAAGAGCGGGCUAAUGAGAGAAAACUGAGGAAUGAACAGCGACUAAAGAUGCCCGUCAACAUUGUGACAGCGCCGGGUAACCAAAGCACCAAUCUCAAGACGCUCUCGCCCGAGCAGCGCGAGUUUCUGGCCAAAAUUCGCGAGUCAAGGGCUAACUUUAAGCCGGCGAAUAACAAUUUCCUGGACUCGAAGGUUAAGUUGGAAAAAGACGUAACGGAUGAGGACCGGGAACCAAAUCUGUCAGGCCUGGUGCCUGACUAUGAUUUGCAAUUGUUCCGGGAAGCACAAGCUCAAGCCUCCGAAAGGAUAGAAGACGAACUCAAAGACCUGCCCGUGGGAAAGGGAAUAAAAUAUAUCAGCAUGGGCAAGUACAAGAUGAAGGUCUGGUAUCAAUCCCCCUAUCCGGACGAUGCUGCCCGCCUGCCCAAAAUGUACAUCUGCGAGUUCUGCCUGCGCUACCAAAAAUCAGAGACGGGCAUUAAGCGGCAUGCCGAGAAAUGCGUCUGGCGGCAUCCGCCGGGCGAUGAGAUAUACCGCAAGGGCAAACUACAGGUGUGGCAGGUGGACGGGAAGCGUUAUAAGCAAUACUGUCAACAUUUGUGCCUGCUGGCAAAGUUCUUCCUGGAUCACAAAACCCUAUACUACGAUGUGGAGCCCUUUCUUUUCUACAUCAUGACGCUGGCCGAUGUGGACGGCUGCCAUAUUGUUGGUUAUUUCAGCAAGCAUAUUCCUUUCCUGCAGGAGAAGAACUCGUUUUACAAUGUGUCCUGUAUUUUAACAUUGCCGCCAUACCAGCGAAAGGGUUAUGGAAGAUUACUCAUCGAUUUCAGCUAUCUGCUGACCCGCGUGGAGGGAAAAAUCGGCUCGCCUGAGAAACCUCUAUCCGAUCUGGGCCUGAUCUCGUACCGCUCAUACUGGAAGGAUGUGCUCCUGGACUACCUGUGCAAUCGAUCGGGAAACACGAUCGCCAUCAAGGAUGUUUCGCAGGAAACUGCUAUAUACUCAUACGACAUUGUGAGCACCCUUCAAGCUCUCGGAAUGAUGAAGUACUGGAAGGGCAAGCACAUAGUGCUCAAAAAGCAGGACGUCCUGGACGAGUACGAGGAGAGGGUGAAGCGAAGAGGAACCUUCCCCAAGAUCGACGACUCCUGCUUGAGAUGGCAGCCGUUCAUCAAUAUCCAGCCGAGCUCAUCUCCAUAACCACGUGGUUGGAAGCAUGCCCGGGCAUGCUUUGCGGACGCCGACGACGAUGACGAAUCCUUGGCUCCGAAUUCCUGAUUUCAACGAUUUUAUAUUUGGGUGGACUUCUGAAGAACCACAUCUCCAUUCCUCGUCAAUCUUGGCAGCCUCUUGUAUUUUGGUGGCUUGAUUACCUUGCUAAAAUCAUAAUUAUUUGCAUUUAUCUUAGCCGAUAAUUGCCUUAAUGUAGAAAACUUUUUGUAAACCCACUUUCGUAAUUAUUAUACAGUGGUAUAACGAGGCUGACAUCAAUUGGAGAAUGGUUUUUAGGGAGCUCCUAUCUCAACUUUUUAAUAUUUGUUGGUAGACCUUAAGGCCAGCCUAUUGUAAACAUAUGUAUGUACGUGUCUGUGUCUGUACUUGUUGGUAGCUAAGAAUUGUAGUAAUUAGAGUCUUAAGUUACAUAGUGAAAUUCUCAAAACGAAAAAAGCUUAAAAAAUAAGAAAAAUAUACUCGGUUUA